UUUAUUUUUCAAUAUGGGGGAGGAUUGUGUAAUAAUUAGGGACGGAUGACAACCACUGAUCUAUAAUAAAGAAAAGGCCUUUAUUAUAAAUCAGUAGCGGGAAAUCUAUUAAAGACUUAGACGUCGCUGAAUAGCAAAAAUAAGAAAAACAACAACUCCCAAGAAUCAAAGGAAAGCACCGCUUCAGAAAUACCGGAAGCAAUUCCGGAAUUAGGGUUAAAACGGAAACAGGCAUACGAUCAUUGUUUUUGCGAAGCGGAUUAAUAAAAUAUAACCUGUUACCUACCUGUACAGAGCUGUAAUACAAUACACAAUGUCUAGGCAGUCGAACAGAUCCACAGAUAGCAAGAAAAUGAAUUCUGAACUGUUUACUUCACAUAUGCGAGCACUGGUCACUCAGCUCUGUAAGGACUAUGAGAAUGACGAGGAAGUGAACAAGCAGCUUGAUAAAAUGGGUUAUAAUAUUGGGGUACGCCUCAUUGAGGACUUCUUGGCUCGGUCAAGUGUAGGCAGGUGUCAUGAUUUCCGAGAAACAGCCGACGUCAUUGCAAAGGUAGCUUUCAAAAUGUAUCUGGGCAUCACCCCCAGCGUGACCAACUGGAGCCCUGCUGGAGAUGAGUUCUCCCUCAUCCUGGAGAGUAACCCACUGGUGGACUUUGUGGAACUUCCAGAUAACCACAGCACUCUGAUUAACUCCAACCUAUUGUGUGGUGUAUUGAGAGGAGCUCUAGAGAUGGUUCAAAUGGCUGUGGAUGUGCGAUUUGCUCAAGACACACUAAGAGGAGACAAUGUGACAGAAAUUCGCAUGAAGUUCAUUAAGAGGAUUGAGGAAAACCUGCCUGCAGGUGAUGAAUGAGACUGGUGUGUUCGCGGUGGAGAUGUAAUGGCCCGCUUUAGACUUUAGUGACUUCAGAUCAUGAAGUUCUGGUGGGAACUACAAACCUACAGUUUAGUCAUCUACUGGUUUUCCCUUGUGGUUAAGCACAUAAUGCAAACAGAGGGACUGCCUAAGGGGUAGUUUUUAUUUUUUGUUUUUUUUUUAACCCAGAUUAUCAAGAAUUGCAAAAACUGAAUCCCACCAAUCACUUCCCAUAGUUGCUCACCUUGAAAAAGUCCACGUGUAAUUUUUUUGAUUGGUGGGUAUAUUUUAUAUAGCAUCUCCUUAAAUUGUGAGAAAAUGCUUCCAGCUCAUCAUUUUUUUCAGAUGUCUUUGAAGAAUGGAAACAAAAAAAAAAUCAGUAAGAAAGGACUAAGUGGUGUUUAUGCUUCAGUGUAGGGUUCUUUUAUUCCUGCAUCAUAGAGCUGCAGAGUGCAAGGAAGCAUGGGGAAUUAUGUACAGGCUCAUUCUGUUUGAACUCUUAAUUGGCGCAGACGUACAGAGUACCCCCCUCUUCCUAUAGAUGUUCUUUUUCCUCUCUAUUAGUAGAGAUGUCUUCAUCUCCUGUCUUGGCCCCAUUGACAACAUUGGAAAGGUUGUCAAACACGUGGAAUUUGCAUUUCAUGGUUUGGCAUAACCUGUAAAACACCAUGCAUGUACUUUCUCUGAAUUUGUUUCUGUUGUAUUGCUUUAAUUUUUACCCCCCUUUUUGUAUCAGUCUUUGCUGUCAUUAAAGAUAAAUGCCACGUGUGAAUUAAUUUUAAUUUAAAAUCAGAGAAAUGUGAAUUAAAAGCAGAAUAAAUUGCUACCUGAAUAUGAA
Molecule: messenger RNA, 1697 nt
Organism: Electrophorus electricus (electric eel)
Lineage: Eukaryota; Metazoa; Chordata; Actinopteri; Gymnotiformes; Gymnotidae
Gene: trappc3
Product: trafficking protein particle complex subunit 3
Biological process (GO): Golgi vesicle transport
Cellular component (GO): TRAPP complex
Source: RefSeq, a predicted model, not a curated record